AUGUGACAAAAGUUUAAUAAUCUGUCCAUGACGAUUAGUUUUGGGGUUAGAAAAACUUUUCCGUUACAUUCUGAAUACUAAUAAACUCCGUUCCCGACCCCAAAAAAAAUAGUGCAAGGGUAGCAAUCGUAGAGAACUAUUUUGUGGAAUUCAGAGGCGAUUCGCAGUCGCAAUGCCACUGAAAUCCGAGAAAGAUCUGGUUGAAAUUUGCAUUAGCGACGAAGAAGACGACGGUGGUGCCGGCGGUAGUGUGGGGAAUAGCGAUGCUUCCUCUAACAAAGCAGCUUCUGAGACCGACCCACCUCAUGAACCUCAAUCUCAAUCUCCCUCGGAUAACCGCACUUCUACAAUUGCAACUACUACUUCCGACCCUUCAAUCUUGGAUUACCGUAGUUUCUGGAAAGCCGGCUCUUAUGCCGUUAACUCCUCUAUCAAGCCCCCUUCCUCCCAAGAUCAAUUGGAGCAUGCUCGUGUUCAUCCCAAGUUUCUUCAUUCUAAUGCCACCUCGCAUAAAUGGGCUUUUGGAGCCAUAGCUGAACUGUUGGAUAAUGCAGUUGAUGAGAUACACAGUGGUGCAACCUUUGUGAAGGUUGAUAAGAUUGAUGUCAUGAAGGAUAAUACUCCAGCUUUACUCUUCCAAGAUGACGGUGGUGGAAUGGAUCCUGAAUGCAUUCGGAAAUGUAUGAGCUUAGGCUAUUCUUCGAAGAAGACAAACACGACUAUUGGGCAAUAUGGUAAUGGAUUCAAGACGAGUACCAUGAGAUUAGGUGCUGACGUUAUUGUUUUCAGUCGUUCAGCUCGUAAAAGCCAAGCUACUCAGAGUGUUGGACUUUUAUCAUAUACAUUUUUAAGAAAAACUGGGCAGGACGAUGUUAUUGUUCCAAUGGUUGAUUUUGACAUUAGUUCUAACUGGGCAGAACCAAUAAUUUAUGGUUCACAUGAUGAUUGGUCUUCUAACAUGAAAACAAUCCUUGAGUGGUCUCCAUUUUCAUCAAAAGAGGAGCUCAUGCUACAGUUUGAGGAUAUUGGAGCUCAUGGAACAAAAGUAAUUAUAUACAAUUUGUGGCUGAAUGAUGAAGGCAUAUAUGAGCUGAAUUUUGAUGACGAUGAUGAGGAUAUUCGGUUGAGAGAUGAAGCUAAUCGUGGAAGUUCAACUAAAUUAAACAAAAAAAUAGCUGAAAUACAAUCCCAUAUAUCUUACCGGAUCCGCUACUCAUUAAGGGCAUAUGCCUCCAUCCUGUACCUCAGAAAAUUUGCAAACUUCAAUAUAAUACUAAGGGGGAAACCUGUAGAGCAAUUUAAUAUAGCAGAUGAGUUGCAAUAUCCAAUGAUUGUACCAUACAGGCCCCAGAUGGGUACAAUAAUAGCUGAGGCGGUGGAAACAAAACUUGGGUUUAUAAAAGAGGCACCUGCUCUUCCAGUUUGUGGAUUCAAUGUUUACCAUAAAAAUCGCCUCAUCAGGCCAUUCUGGAAAGUCACUGUUGAUGGUACUUCAAAAGGGAGUGGUGUUGUUGGAGUUCUUGAAGCAAAUUUUAUAGAGCCUGCACAUGACAAGCAAGAUUUUGAGAGGUCAUCAUUAUAUAUUCGGCUUGAAACUAGGCUGAAACAAAUGGUUAAUGAUUACUGGAAAAACAACUGUCACCAUAUGGGAUAUCAGAUUCCCGGCACCAGUGUAAGCAAGAAACAAAAGGAUCACCCUGUACAAAAUCAAUCUUCUGUUGGACAUACCGCCAAUGUCGAGAAGCAGUUGCCAGCCAAUCGAACUACUGUUGGUCUUCCAGCUAAUGCCACACAGGAUUUAAGGAAUAGUGUACCACCUGGAUUUGGUCCGAGAACUAAUAUUCACAGUAAUUUGUCUGCUGGAUUGAAUGAAGUAGUUGACCUAGUAGAUGCGGCAGAUGAAACAGAAUCCUUGUCCGUUGAUCAGAUAUGUGAAGAAAAUGUCCAACUUUUCCUGAGGUGUGAAGAACAUGUGAAAAAACAUACUGAAUUAAAACAGAUGAUUGCAAGCUUGGAGAAGAAUCUGGAGGAGUCCAAAAGGAAGUGCAUUCAACUUGCAGCCUAUGUUGAGACUAAGAAGAAGCAAAACUUGUCAAAUCAAACUUCUGAAAAGGUUUGAAUCAGGUGAAACUACAAUCUGAACCGUUGGCUGGCCGAUGAUCACCUUUGCGAAAUCGCCCUUUGUCGAGAAAAUCUUUGUGUACAUUCAUGUUUUGAUCUGUACAGUUUCCUCUGUAAAUGUUCUUAAAUGUGGUUUGAACCUUAAAAUGGUGUAGGCUUACUAGUAAGCUGGUCGGUUUUACGGCGUUGUGAAGCUCGGUUUCUCUGUGGAAAGUUCAGGAUUUUGUUAAGAAGGUUGAAAUUUGCAGAGGGGAAAUUUUGUGAGAGAAAAGACUAAGCAAAAGAAAAGGGAGUAAAUUUUUAUGAAAUUUUAUAAAAAAAUUCUUUUCAAGCUUUUCUCUUUGUAAUUAUUAAGUUCAAACAAUUCGAGGGAUCUUCAGCAGGAUUAUGUUUUAACUUUUUUAUUUUUAAUUAGUAUUAUACAAACAAUUAUAUGGAAAAGAACUAUAUAAUGUAGGAGAACGGCAGCAAUUAUUAUUUUUUUUA
Molecule: messenger RNA, 2607 nt
Organism: Humulus lupulus (European hop)
Lineage: Eukaryota; Viridiplantae; Streptophyta; Magnoliopsida; Rosales; Cannabaceae
Product: protein MICRORCHIDIA 2-like
Exons: 18
Coding region: 173-2119 (648 amino acids)
Cellular component (GO): nucleus
Molecular function (GO): ATP hydrolysis activity
Source: RefSeq, a predicted model, not a curated record